AUGGAAGAUAACUUUUUAGAUCUGAUACAUAAAAAUCUUUACUGCAUAAAUACAGUAAAAAUAAGCAAUGAUAUAAAAACAGGACUUUUUUACGACAAUUUAUAUAAUUCAAUAGAAUAUAAAUAUCUUAAAAAUCUCUGUUCUGAAACACCUGCUUCUUUUGAGACUGAUGGUGUAGAAAGUAUUUUUACAAAGAUUUGUAUGAUGUUUUCAUAUAACGAUUAUUCAUAUUUGAAAGAUAAUAUUUUGAUAGAGCAUGAAUUAAAAGGAGUGAUUCCUAGAAAUGACUCUAAUCCUGUUUUAUUUGUACAACUAAAGGAUGUAGAAUCUAAAGAAGGCUAUUUAUAUAAAACUAAAAAAUACACUUUUGAUUUUAAAAUAAAUAAAUUAAAUAUUGAUGAACAAUUAAAACUUAUUUUUAAUAUGAUUAGAAUAUACAAAAUUGAAACAAAUUUGUAUCUGAGAAAUUUAAAAGUUAAUGCUUAUCUAGAUAGAUUAUUUUUUAGUGAGAAUGACAAACAUCCCUUAAUUUCGAGGAUUGUUAGAUAUUAUUAUUCACUUGUAAACGAUGACUAUAGUAUUUUAGAAAAAGUUAGUGAAAAAUCUUAUAUAUUUUCUCUGCAUGAUUUAUUGAAAUUUCCUCUUGUAUUUAGAAGAGAUAUAGAAUUACAAUUAGGAUUUUUAUAUUCUAAAUAUGCGUGUUAUGAGAAAGCUUUUAAGAUUUUUAGUGUUUACAGUAUACAUCAAGAAGCGAUUGACUGUCUUAUAUCUCUACAUAGAAAAGAAGAGGCAAUAGAGAAAAUUAAAGAAGAGUUAAAAAAACUUGAAGGAAAGAAAGAAUAUAAUAAUAUAGUUUUGUAUAGUAAUUAUUGUAUUAAAUUAGGAUGGAUUACUAAUGACGUUGGGUGGUUUGAUGUAGGACAUAAAGUUUAUGGGAGUUUUGAACCUCUAGAACAAAAAGCGCGGUUUUACUAUAAAUUAAAAAAAUACAUAGAAGCUAAAAAUACCUACAAAAAAGUUUUACAGAUUGUACCAAAUAAUGAGAAAAUUUUAUUUGCAUUUGCGUCUGUAAAAAUAAUUUUGAAAGAAUAUAAUGAAUGUAUAGACAUUUUUAAAAGAUUAAUUGAGAUAGAUAAAAGAAAUCCAGAUUAUCAUAGAAAUUUGGCUCUUUGCCACUAUUUUAUUGAUAAUUUAAAUAUUAGCAUGAAUUUACUCAAACAAAAUGCAAUUAAAGAUUUAAAAAGCAUGGAAAUGUACUUUAAACUUGUUUUAAAAAACAAAGACAAAAAUGAGAUAUUAUGGUGUAUUAGUAAAAUUGAUGAUAUAAAAUUUAUUAAUUUCUCUGUAGAUUAUCUUUUAAACGAACAAAUAUUGACAAAAAAAGAAGUUUUGCAAGCUAUUAAGAAAAAUCCUCGUCUUGAAAAAUUAGAAAUAUAA
Molecule: messenger RNA, 1437 nt
Organism: Vairimorpha ceranae
Lineage: Eukaryota; Fungi; Microsporidia; Nosematidae
Product: tetratricopeptide repeat protein 27
Exons: 1
Coding region: 1-1437 (478 amino acids)
Molecular function (GO): protein binding
Source: RefSeq, a predicted model, not a curated record